Messenger RNA from Peronospora matthiolae, 1407 nucleotides. NCBI's taxonomy places the organism in Eukaryota, Oomycota, Peronosporomycetes, Peronosporales, Peronosporaceae. The record is from the annotation of a GenBank genome assembly.
AUGUACUGGCGGUGUCUUCACGUACUGCUUGGUGUGCUCUUCGGUCACUCGCAAGUCGUUGGGAAGGACACAACUGCCCCUGUUUGGGAACCUGCAGUUUCGAACUUGGUCACCACUGAUACUUCCACCAUGACGCUUCAUGUCCUCCAGUACAACUUGUUCGGCCGGCCGUACGAAGUCUCGAAAGACGGACAGCGCGAGCGACUGCAACGAGUCCCUGAGUCAAUUAGUCACAUUUCCACAACCAUUGACGUCGUGACUUUAGCUGAAGCCGACGUUCAGAUGCAGCGGGACGACAUGCUGGCACAAUUCCGAAAGUUUGGUUUCCACUAUGUCACGUCGAUUUUGCACGAUCCGGACCCAUUUACCAGUUUACUGAACGGUGGAGUCAUGGUCGUUUCUAAGUGGCCCAUCGUCCGGGAAGCACAGCAUGUGUAUCGUAAUGCUUGUCACUACUCGGACUGCCUAGCAGCUAAAGGCGUCAAGUAUGCUCGCAUACUGAAGACUGUGGAUGGGUCAUCCAAGGUUUUCAAUGUGUUUGCAACGCAUAUGCAGGCUUGGUCUACGCCCGAAGGACGGUCUGACCGUAUAGAGCAAGCUAAGCAGAUGCGUCAUUUUGUUGAUGCCAUUGGCAUCCCGCAUCACGAGCCAUUGAUUCUUGCCGGGGACUUUAACGUAGACAACCACACUUUUGCGACCGAAGUGGCGCAGUUGGUAGAACUGCUUCAAGCACAUGAGCCACAUCGGGUUGGUGCGCAGAACUUUACUAGCGACCCUCACAAGAAUGUCCUAGUUGGGCGCGACGGCGCUGCGAUCAGUAACAAAUGCUUUGCGCAAUAUGUUCACAAUUGGGGACCGGCAAAGGACGGCGUAUUUCACCCAUCACUGCUCACUCGAUCGACUUGCAGGAUUAAUAUUGAUAUCGGCGGGCCUAGUUGGCUUGUGUAUGCUCAACCGGAUAACAUGUGCUAUUGCCCGUGCUGUCCGCUCGAGUGGCUAGACUACAUUUUGUACGGCAAAGAUCCUUACCAACAGCCUAGCACCCUGCCAACGAUCGAAGCUUACGUGAACCAAGUUCCACAUUUCAUGGUUGAUUGGACUGCUCCGGAAAGCAGCAUGAAAAUUGCCUUGGCUGACCUUUCUGACCAUUACCCGGUCCUUGGGAAGUACGAGUUCCCUGUGACCCAUGGCAAAGGAAAAGAUGAUGAUCCGAUGACAUAUCACUUGGAUGGGUGCUCGACUGACGAUGAUUGCCACUUUCGCAAUUUCCGCUGCUACUGUAACGGCCAAAACUGCUAUUACGAGGGCAACUACACCAAUGGAUGGAAUCUGGACUCGACACACCCAGUCAACCGCAACUGCUUGUAUCAGAAGUCCUCCUUCCGGUGUUUAUGUGGACCAACGUGA